AUGGGAAACCAUACAAGAGUGACAGUGUUCAUCAUAGCAGGUUUGACUGAUGACCCGAAAUGGAAAGUGGUGUUGUUUAUCUUCCUGCUUCUCACCUAUUUGCUAAGCGUCACUGGCAAUCUCAUCAUCAUCACACUCACCCUGGUGGACACUCAGCUUAAGACACCCAUGUAUUUUUUCCUUCGGAAUUUUUCCUUCUUAGAAAUUUCAUAUACUACCACAUGCAUCCCUAAAUUGCUAGCUAUUAUGGCUACAGGGGACAAAACCAUUUUCUAUAAUAGUUGUGUUAUUCAAGUGUUUUUUGCCUUCCUGCUUGGAGCAUCUGAAUUUUACUUGCUGGCGGCUAUGUCCUAUGACCGCUACGUUGCCAUCUGUAAGCCCCUGCAUUACACAACCAUCAUGAACAGCAAGAUCUGCACACAGCUCGUCCUCAGUUGUUGGCUUGCUGGGUUUUUUGUCAUCUUUCCUCCACUCCUCUUAGGCCUAAGUCUUGAUUUCUGUGCCUCCAACAUUGUUGAUCAUUUCUACUGUGACACUACCCCCCUCCUGCAGAUCUCCUGCACAGACACACAACUCAUUGAGAUGAUGGCAUUCAUCUCGGCUUUGGUGACACUCUUGGUCACAUUGGUAAUGGUGAUAAUAUCAUAUGCCUAUAUUGCCCUGACAAUUCUAAAAAUUCCUUCUGCUAGUCAGAGGAAAAAGGCUUUUUCCACAUGUUCUUCUCACAUGAUUGUCAUAUCCCUUUCUUAUGGCAGCUGCAUCUUCAUGUAUGCUAAACCAUCAGUCAAACAACGAAUAUCUUUUUCCAAAGGAAUUUCGGUGCUUAAUACCUCAGUUGCUCCACUUUUGAACCCUUUUAUCUAUACCUUACGGAAUCAGCAAGUGAAAAAAGCCUUCACGAAUAUGAUAAACAGGAUUAUAUUUUUCUUAAAAAAAUGA
Cynocephalus volans (Philippine flying lemur) is the source of this 939-nucleotide messenger RNA. RefSeq names its product olfactory receptor 6C74-like. The coding region runs from base 1 to 939 and encodes 312 amino acids. Gene Ontology annotation, molecular function: olfactory receptor activity; G protein-coupled receptor activity. Gene Ontology annotation, cellular component: membrane. The record is from RefSeq and is a predicted model, not a curated record. The transcript has a single exon. Gene Ontology annotation, biological process: G protein-coupled receptor signaling pathway. Lineage: Eukaryota; Metazoa; Chordata; Mammalia; Dermoptera; Cynocephalidae.